This is a messenger RNA of Coregonus sp. 'balchen', 27053 nucleotides long. NCBI's taxonomy places the organism in Eukaryota, Metazoa, Chordata, Actinopteri, Salmoniformes, Salmonidae. The record is from the annotation of a GenBank genome assembly.
UGAAACGCAGCCUAAAGCUUUUCCUCUUCACCGUGUCAACGCAGACUUACACAAUGGCUGGGGUGGCAUCUACGUUGGCCAAGAAGAGGGCAUUGGCCGCUGGGUUUGGCACUAAUGCCAACGCGUCAAAGUACCUAAACCAAGACUUCCAGUCUCUCAGGAGCGAGUGUCUGAAAAGAGGUUCACUAUUUACGGAUUCCACUUUUCCAGCUGCACCUGAGUCGCUCGGAUUCAAAGAGCUUGGCCCGAACACUUCCAAAACCAGAGGUGUGCAAUGGAAGCGACCAGGGGUAAGUUACUGCGCCUCUUAUACUCACUGAUUUUACGCAUGAUUGAAGUUCACUGCACUAAACCAAAGUGUUAUUAAAAAGUGCAUUUCCUAUCACUGGAAAAAAAUCGCUAUAGCCAGUGUCAGUAGUUUUUAGAUGGGCGUGUCCGGAUGCUGUCCUUUUUGGUGUCCCUAAUCGGUGUAAAUCCAUCACAUUCUUAUUUUCUACCCAAAACAACUCAUAUGUUGGAUUAAAUCAAUGUUAGUCAUCUGAUCCGAUCCUAAAGGUUUUGGCUGUGGUAGUGUUGGCAAUAGAUCAACUCAUGUCUAGGCUAACUCAUGUGAACUGACAUUAGCUCCCUGAAUAAAGCAAGUGGAUCACUUUAUUGAAGUUCUCAGGGUAUCUUUCUUACUUGUGUUUUGAUCCCUCCCUGAAUAGGAACUGGUGUCCAGCCCAGAGUUCAUCAUUGGUGGAGCAACGAGAACCGACAUCUGCCAAGGAGGCCUGGGUAAGUCUGCCUUUAUAUUAGGAGGUCUGGGUAAGUCUGCCUUUAUAUUAGGAGGUCUGGAUAAGUCUGCCUUUAUAUUAGGAGGUCUGGAUAAGUCUGCCUUUACAUUAGGAGGUCUGGAUAAAUCUGCCUUUAUAUUAGGAGGUCUGGAUAAGUCUGCCUUUAUAUUAGGAGGUCUGGAUAAGUCUGCCUUUAUAUUAGGAGGUCUGGAUAAGUCUGCCUUUAUAUUAGGAGGUCUGGAUAAGUCUGCCUUUACAUUAGGAACCAAAACAGGAACAGGAACCAUAUCAAAGCCACGGGGCCAGUUAGCAACAGCAUCCAUGUUUUCAUCUUUGAGGAAGAGAUGGUAUAGUAGUCCAAGUGAAUAUGAUUGAUGUAAUAACAUAAACAGUUAUUUCUUUAACCAAUUAUUACAGAGGGGAUUUGUUUUCCUAGACUACCAACGAAUAGCCCCCCCAUGUCAGGUUGUUAUCGUUCUAACGAGGUAUAGUAUUAUAAAACAUCAACAACAGGAAUAGAUUUCCAUGGAAACCAAUCCAGUAACCAUGCCGGGAGGAAGUCCGGUCACUUUGUUUGGAGAGUCCAUCUGGAGAUGCUCUGCAGAUGGUCAUACUAUCAACAAACUAUCUGUUGAUAAGCAACUGCUAGCUGUUAGUAGAUAGUUUAGAAGGGCUAGGUUAGGUUGGGUUAGGAUAAGUUUAGAAUAAGGUGUAGGUUAGGUUGAUAAGGUUUAGAUAAGGCUAGGUUAAGUAGGGCUAGGAUAAGGUUUAAUAAGGUUAACGGUUAGGGUAGGAUAGGUUUGGAUAGUAAGGGCUAGGGUUAAGUUAGGGUUGAUAAGGUAGAUAAGGUUAGGGUUAGGAUAAGGUUUAGAAUAAGGGCUAGGGUUAAGGUUAGGGUUAGGAUAAGGUUUAGAAUAAGGGUUAAGGUUAGGGUUAGGAUAAGGUUUAGAAUAAGGGCUAGGGUUAAGGUUAGGGCUAGGGUUAGAGUUAAUUAGGAUAAGGUAGGUUAGUAGCUGGUAAGGUUCAGGUAGAAAAGGUUAUGGAAAGGCUAGGGUUAAGUUGGCUUGGGAAAGGUAGUUGUAGGCUAGGUGGUUAGUUGCUUCGAUAAGGUGUAGGUUGGUUAGUCAUGUGAAAGUCCCUGAUGCGCUGGAGGUCUACAACCAGAUUUGUUAUUGGCUCCUUCUCCAGGUGCGUUUAAGUGAGCUGUUACUACAGCCCUUAACCAACGUGCAUAAUUUUUUUAUAAAAAAGUAAAAAAACGACACAAAAAGUGAGAAAAGGAGCAGAGUAAUACAUAACAUUAGGGAGCUAUAUAUACAGGGGGACCGGGCAGGUCAAUGUCGGCACGCUAGUGCGUAGUUGAGCUGUAAUAUGUACAUGUGGGUAGAGCUAAAGUGAUAUGCAUAAAUAAUUAAACAAGUGCAGCAGCGUAAAAAAUUGUGGUGGGGUGGGGGGGGGGGGGGGCAGUGCAAAUAGACUGUAGCCAGAUUAGCUCUACCAGUAUGUGUUAGCUGACAGUAAAUAGCGGCGCCCUGGUGUGUAUGUCAAACUGCAUAUUCUAAAGCGUGAGUCAGAAAGAGCAAUGGCCGUGGUCGACUAAACCAGUUAAACCCGAAUGAACACCUCACUCGCUCACCAUAAACACGGCAGUUAACGUCUGGUUUAACCGGGGUAGGGAUGGGGCCCGCCCAGAGGGAGAUGUUUUGAUCAGUUGACUCAUUUUUUUCAUAACUCAUCUUUAGACACACACACACACACACACACACGCACAACAAACAUGUGUCUCUUCUCUGUUCUCUCCAGGUGACUGCUGGCUCCUGGCAGCCAUCGCCUCUCUGACCCUGAAUGAAGAUGUGAUGGCCCGGGUCGUUCCUGAAGGACAAGGCUUUGGACCUGGAGAGUACGCUGGGAUCUUUCACUUCCAGGUAGAGAUAGGCUCACGUUCUAGAGUCACAGGCCGGAUCAUAAAAUGGCAGCCUGUGCACUAAUUUUGAUUAGGCUCUGGUCCAAAGUAGUUCACGAUAAAGCAGUCGUAUUCAAACUUUGUCAGCGGGGAUCCACCAGAAUGCCUGGGGACCCCAUUUUUCCCCCAUGAACUUCUCGUGACCCCACCCCACCCCAAAUCUAAUGACACAACCUUAAAAUCCAUACAUUUUUUACAUCAACAAAUAACCUUAAAUUCAUUGCAUUUUCAUCUCUUAUCAUAAUGAAAAUAAACCAAUAAAUGCAUUUACUCCAUAUAUAUUUAUUUAUUAUGAUCUUUCUCAAAAUUAUCUUUCCCAAACAAUAAUAUAUACUCUGAAUUUUCUGUUCCUAAAAUGUGAAGUUACAAAUUUUUUUUUUUUUUUUUACAAUGUUGGCAACCCCACUGCAGUUUCCCCAGACUUUGAAUACCACUGCUAUGAAAUAAAUAGUGCCAUUCGGAGCGCAGACAUAUUGUAUAUAGUCCAAGUAUACAGUAUAUAAUGUGACUAUACAGGUUAAAUUAACCCUGCCAGAUGUCACACCUUAUUCUCCUUCUGGAGAAAACGUAGAACGGCUGGGGUCGAGGCUACCAUAACUCAAGCCCUUAUUGUUGUCUCGUGUCUGUGGCGUUAGAAUAACAACUAGUAUGAACAACUCCCACAUGAAGUGGUCGUGGUUAGCGCGCAACACAAUGCGGUACCUCUGUCAAAGCAACAAUUAGGAGGGCGUAUCUUCUCUCAGACACGUAAUACGCCCCCUGUAUGUGAGACAACCAGUAACGUCAUUUUUUUGGAUUAUCCAAACUCGGCAACGGAAUCUGAUAACGUUCAGUCACUUUUGAUUGAAUUAUCUGUAAUCUGAUUAAAAUAUUUUUUGCUGGUAACAUAACUGAUUAAAGGUUACGCUACCAGCCACCCUGUAUAAAGGAUGCACAGUUCUGGAAGUUUUUCCCCCAUCCAGAUGGGCCAUUGUGUUAAACUGAGAGAAGGGCUACCUACCAACUCUGCCCAGAGUGGGCGAAAACGCACUUUGGUGAUGACAUUUCACUUCCUUAUGUUACAAAAUACAUUUUACCAAGACCAAUAUGAAUCUUCAUGUUCUGAAUCAUUCAGUGGGGUCUUUGUCUAACAUUUAAUUAACAUUUAUAUCCAAAAAGUAGGAUUUCAUAACCUAAGGGACAGAUCUAAAUUAACUAGGGGAGAGGGGCUGGUUCAACUCAAGGUGUCAUUUUAAAAAAUGCAGCUCCCUCCCCAACAUUACAAAUAUUUCCACAUGACCCUCCCCUUGUAUUGUAAAAUUAAUUGAACCCCCUCCCCCUCAGAAUUAACUGAGAAUAAUGUUUACCACCAAACAUUACAAUAACUGUAGUGAGUGUGUUUAUAGAUGUUGAUAUGGACUUCGUCACUUCAGCAUGUUUUUUUGUGGCAACAGUCAAUGUCACACAGGGCUACAAGCCAGAAGAGUUGAGGGUUCUCCGACCUCUUCCCGAGAAGAGUUGAGGGUUCUCCGACCUCUUCCCGAGAAGAGUUGAGGGUUCUCCGACCUCUUCCCGAGAAGAGUUGAGGGUUCUCCGACCUCUUCCCGAAGAGUUGAGGGUUCUCCGACCUCUUCCCGAGAAGAGUUGAGGGUUCUCCGACCUCUUCCCGAGAAGAGUUGAGGGUUCUCCGACCUCUUCCCGAGAAGAGUUGAGGGUUCUCCGACCUCUUCCCGAGAAGAGUUGAGGGUUCUCCGACCUCUUCCCGGGAAGAGUUGAGGGUUCUCUGACCUCUUCCCGAGAAGAGUUGAGGGUUCUCCGAUCUCUUCCCAAGAAGAGUUGAGGGUUCUCCGACCUCUUCCCGAGAAGUGUUGAGGGUUCUCCGACCUCUUCCCGAGAAGAGUUGAGGGUUCUCCGACCUCUUCCCGAGAAGAGUUGCGGGUUCUCCGACCUCUUCCUGAGAAGAGUUGAGGAUUCUCCGACCUCUUCCCGAGAAGAGUUGAGGGUUCUCCGACCUCUUCCCGAGAAGAGUUGAGGGUUCUCCGACCUCUUCCCGAGAAGAGUUGAGGGUUCUCCGACCUCUUCCUGAAGAGUUGAGGGUUCUCCGACCUCUUCCUGCAUGUUUUAUUACACUAUGAUCAAUGAUCAGCUAGGGCGAAAUCAGAAUUUCUACAUUUUGAUACCAUAUUUAUAAUUAUAUAAAAUACACGCAACGAAUUUUCCACCAACAGGUUUCUGUGCCAAUGCACCACAUAACCAAUGAACAAAGCAUACCGACUUCAGGCACUUCAAUAUCAUGGCUUGUAUUCAACACCACAAUAAUAGACUGUGUUAGUCUCGACAAACAGAACACGCAUCCCUACUAGACCUGUCCCUGUGUUGGUCCAGUAAACAAAGUCACGUCCUCUGCGUCCAUUAUACCGUGUAGCGGUGUUGGAGUUGGUUAUAACCUAUUUAUUGACGUGAUUAUGAUAUCGCUACAGGUCAGGUGCAUGCGAUGCAUACGUGUGUCACGUAAAGAGAGCGAGGGGUUGAGGGAAUAGGGAAUGUUUUUCCUAAACAAAUGAGGGAUUUCAAGUAAGAAACUAGAAGUGUCUAAUUAUUUUUGCCGCUUCAGCACCACGGACAGCGCGGUAAACACUGUUGCUGUGCUCAUGAGGAUUUCAAAUGGUGUGGUGGCUUUCUGCUAAGUUAUUUUCCGCUGGUUGCAAAAAGCAAAAGUAACAUGACAUCAGCUGAAUUAAAUGUAAAAGGUUUUGAAAAUUAAAAAGCUUGCGGUAUGCUCAGUGCUUGGUUGAAAUUUCACAGAGAUACACUUGUUCUUCUGAGAAAUCUUUAAAUAAUAACAGAAUUUUGCAUUAAUAUAAAAAACAUAUAUCCAUCUUACCUCUAUAUUGUUUUAUGUCCUCCUGAUUGGAGAAGAAAGAUGACGAGUUCAACAGUGAGCCUGUCAGGUAGCCUUAAAUCUCUCACAGCAUCCAGUCUAGCUGACGCCAUGCUAUGUUCCAGAUUGUUCCAGAUUCUUGACCACUUUCUUUUCUCUUACACAUAUCAGCCUUGUCUAGAAACAAUCCCUAAACCCCUACCACCCUAGACACUAGAAACAAUCCCUAAACCCCUACCACCCUAGACACUAGAAACAAUCCCUAAACCCCUACCACCCUAGACACUAGAAACAAUCCCUAAACACCUACCACCCUAGACACUAGAAACAAUCCCUUAACCCCUACCACCCUAGACACUAGAAACAAUCCCUAAACCCCUACCACCCUAGACACUAGAAACAAUCCCUAAACCCCUACAACCCUAGACACUAGAAACAAUCCCUAAACCCCUACCACCCUAGACACUAGAAACAAUCCCUAAACCCCUACCACCCUAGACACUAGAAACAAUCCCUAAACCCCUACCACCCUAGACACUAGAAACAAUCACUUUACCACUACCACCCUAGACACUAGAAACAAUCCCUAAACCCCUACCACCCUAGACACUAGAAACAAUCCCUAAACCCCUACCACCCUAGACACUAGUGGAUAUCAAGGUUGAUUCUGGACACGACCAUUCCUUAUCAGGUAUGUAAGUUAAGGGAUGUACCAUUAAGUUCUGGAGGUUUCCAUUGUGUUAGGGUGGGAGGCCCUAGUGAGAGGUGUGCUGUGGGAAACUUUGGGUUAGCACAGAGGAGAGGAGGACACCACAGUCAUUCAGAAUGAGGAACAGAGGGAUCUGGUUUUAAUGCACUCACACAUUCCCCAUCAUGAAUCUAACAGAAACUGCCUCCAACCAAUUCUUACGCCAAUCGUUGACAGGGAUGUACCUGUCACUUUAGAAGAAAAAAAAUGUGAGAAUCCGUUUGCAGCUUCAGGUUUCAACAACUGGUGCUGCUCAGUAUGGAACUGGCUGUAUUUGGAUAUGUGCCUAUUCACACUAACAAAGUUGUCAUUUUAGGAGGAUCAUUUCCACUUAUGUUUUAAUUAUGAUCAGUCAGUACAAUCAGCCAAAGAGUUCAAUCUUGGUUUCAUCAGACCAGAGAAUCUUGUUUAAAGAUGCACAAUGCAGAAAACGCUCUGUCAUUUCCUGGUUGCAAAAAUUCUAAUAGUUUGCCUAGUUUCAGUUUAUGUGACAAAACAAGCCAGUAUAGCUUAGAGAAUCAUUGUACCAUCUAAACCGCUGUGGAAUAUAUUUUCCAUAACCAAAAAUAUUGUAUUUUCAGGUGUUUGAAGCUGGUGUACAAAACUUUAAAGUAAAAGACGCAAAAAUGAAACAUAAGAAUGGGAAACAUAGAAAUAGCACACAUAGAACAGAUUUACAGCUUUUUAGACUUGCUUUCAAUGAGAAUGACAGAUCUAUAACUCACAUUUCUAUGUGGAUUUGGCCGGGUCGCCCGAAAAGUUAUAUAUUGCAGCUUUAACUAUUUAACUAACUAUUUAGUAGUCUUAUGGCUUGGGGUAGAAGCUGUUCAGGGUCCUGUUGAUUCCAAACUUGGUGCAUCGGUACCACUUGCCGUGCGGUAGCAGAGAGAACAGUCUAUGACUUGGGUGGCUGGAGUCUUUGACAAUUUUUAGGGCUUUCCUCUGACACCGCCUGGUAUAGAGGUCCUGGAUGGCAGGAAGCUUGGCCCCAUUGAUGUACUGGGCCGUAAGCACUACCCUCUGUAGGGCAUUGCGGUCAGAUUCCAAGCAGUUGCCAUACCAAGCAGUGAUGUAGCCAGUCAAGAUACUCUCAAUGGUGCAGCUGUAUAACUGUUUGAGGAUCUGAGGACGCAUGCCGAAUCUUUUCAGCCUCCUGAGGGGAAGAGGCAUUGUCGUGCCCUCUACAUGACUGUGUUGGUGUGUGUGGACCAUGUUAAUUCCUUAGUGAUGUGGACACAGAGGAAUUUGAAACUCUCGACCUGCACCACUACAGCCCCGUCGAUGUGGGUGGGGGGUGCUCAGCCUUCCGUUUCCUGUAGUCCUCGAUCAGCUCCUUUGUCUUGCUGACGUUGAGGGAGAGGUUGUUGUCCUGGAAUCACACGGCCAGGUCUCUGACCUCCUCCCUAUAGGCUGUCUCAUCGUCGUCAGUGAUCAGGCCUACCACUGUUGUGUCGUCAGCAAACUUCAUGUUGGUGUUGGAGUCGUGCGCAGCAUCGCAGUCGUGGGUGAACAGGGAGUACAAGAGCGGACUAAGCACGCAUCCCUGAGGGGCCCCCGUGUUGAGGGUCAGCGUGGCGGAAAGUGUUGUUGCCUACCCUCACCACCUGGGGGCGGCCCGUCAGGAAGUCCAGGAUCCAGUUGCAGAGGGAGGUGUUUAUUCCCAGGGUCCUUAGCUUAGUGAUGAGCUUGGAGGGGACUAUGGUGUUGAACGCUGAGCUGUAGUCAAUAAACAAUCAUUCACACGUGGGUGUUCCAUUUGUCCAGGUGGGAAAGGGCAGUGUGGAGUGCAAUAGAGAUUGGGUCAUCUGUGGAUCUGUUGGGGCAGUAUGUGAAUUGGAGUGGGUCCAGGGUGUCUGGGAUGAUGGUGUUGAUGUGAGCCAUGACCAGCCUUUCAAAGCAUUUCAUGGCUACAGAUGUGAGUGCUACGGGGCUGUAGUUAUUUAGACAGGUUACCUUGGCAUUCUUGACAGGGACUAUGGUGGUCUGCUUGAAACAUGUAGGUAUUACAGACUGGGUCAGGGAGAGGUUGAAAAUGUCAGUGAAGUCACUUGCCAGCUGGUCAGCUCAUGCUCUGAGUACGCUUCCUGGUAAUCUGUCUGGCCCUGCGGCCUUGUGAAGGUUAACCUGUUUAAAGGUCCUACUUACAUCGACAACGGAGAGCGUGAUCACACAGUCGUUCGGAACAGCUGGUGAUCUCAUGCAUGGUUCAGUGUUGCUAGCCUUGAAGCGAGCAUUGAAGGUAUUUAGCUCGUCUGGUAGGCUCGCGUCACUCGGCAGCUCACGGCUGGGAUUCCCUUUGUAAUCCGUGAUAGUUUGCAAGCCCUGCCACAUCGGACAAGCAUCAGAGCCGGUGUAGUAGGAUUCAAUCUUGGUCCUGUAUUGACUCUUUGCAUGUUUGAUGGUUCGUCUGAGGGCAUAGCGGGAUUUCUUUAUAAGCGUCCAAAUUAGUGUCCUGCUCCUUGAAAGCGGUAGCUCUAAUCUUUAGCUCGGUGCGGAUGUUGCCCGUAAUCCAUGGCUUCUAUUUUGGAUAUGUACGUACGAUACACUUUUUAAUGAAGCCAGUGACUGAUGUGGUAAACUCCUCAAUGCCAUCAGAAGAAUCCCGGAACAUAUUCCAGUCUGUGCUAGAGAAACAGUCCUGUAGCGUAGCAUCCGCUUCAUCGGACCACUUCCGUAUUGAGUGCAUCACUGGUACUUCCUGUUUGACUUUUUUCUUGUAAGCAGGAAUCAGGAGGAUGGGAGUUAUGGUCAGAUUUGCCAAAUGGAGGGUGAGGGAGAGCUUUGGAUGCGUCUCUGUGUGUGGAGUAAAGGUGAUCUCGAGUUUUUUCGCCACUAGUUGCACAGGUGAGAUGCUGGUAGAAAUUAGGUCAAACGGAUUUCAGUUUUCCUGCAUUAAAGUCACCGGCUACUAGGAGCGCCACCUCUGGGUGAGCAUUUUCUUGUUUACUUAUGGCCCUAUACAACUGUGUGGUCUUAGUGUAAGCAUUGGUUUGUGGUGGUAAAUAGACAUCUACGAAAAAUAUAGAGCCGUCUUCUCCUUCUUCAAGUGUCUGGGAUUUGGACCUGGUCCAGGAUAAUCCAUAUGUCUUUCGCCUCUGACUCAUUGAAGUAGUCCUCGUCCAAAUCGAGGUUAAUGAUCGCUGUUCUGAUGUCCAGAAGCUCUUUUCGGUCAUUGGAAACGAUGGCGGAAACAUUAUGUACAAAAAAAGUUACGAUCAGUGCAAGAACAUAUACAAAAUAGCACAAUUGGUCAGGAGCCUGUAAAACAGCCACUUUUCCCUCCAGCACCAUUCUCUGCAAAGAGUUCUGGAAUGUAACCAUUCUCAUGUUCUGGAAUGCAAUGUUGAAUGUUGUCUGUUGUGGUCCUCUUCAGUUCUGGCAGUUUGGUGAGUGGGUGGAUGUGGUGAUUGAUGACCGGCUGCCAACGAAGGAUGGAAAGCUGCUAUUUGUUCACUCAGCCGAGGGCAAUGAGUUCUGGAGCGCCCUGCUGGAGAAGGCCUACGCCAAGUAAGAUACAGCACCAUAAUACAUACAUGGUUUAUGCUAAGAUACAGCACCAUAAUACAUACAUGGUUUAUGCUACGAUACAGCACCAUAAUACAUGGUUUAUGCUACGAUACAGCACCAUAAUACAUGGUUUAUGCUACGAUACAGCACCAUAAUACAUGGUUUAUGCUAAGAUACAGCACCAUAAUACAUACAUGGUUUAUGCUACGAUACAGCACCAUAAUACAUGGUUUAUGCUACGAUACAGCACCAUAAUACAUACAUGGUUUAUGCUACGAUACAGCACCAUAAUACAUACAUGGUUUAUGCUACGAUACAGCACCAUAAUACAUACAUGGUUUAUGCUACGAUACAGCACCAUAAUACAUACAUGGUUUAUGCUAAGAUACAGCACCAUAAUACAUGGUUUAUGCUACGAUACAGCACCAUAAUACAUGGUUUAUGCUACGAUACAGCACCAUAAUACAUGGUUUAUGCUAUGCUACAGCACCAUAAUACAUACAUGGUUUAUGCUAAGAUACAGCACCAUAAUACAUACAUGGUUUAUGCUACGAUACAGCACCAUAAUACAUGGUUUAUGCUACGAUACAGCACCAUAAUACAUGGUUUAUGCUAAGAUACAGCACCAUAAUACAUACAUGGUUUAUGCUACGAUACAGCACCAUAAUACAUGGUUUAUGCUACGAUACAGCACCAUAAUACAUGGUUUAUGCUAAGAUACAGCACCAUAAUACAUGGUUUAUGCUAAGAUACAGCACCAUAAUACAUACAUGGUUUAUGCUAAGAUACAGCACCAUAAUACAUACAUGGUUUAUGCUAAGAUUCAGCACCAUAGUACAUACAUGGUUUAUGCUAAGAUACAGCACCAUAGUACAUACAUGGUUUAUGCUAAGAUACAGCACCAUAAUACAUGGUUUAUGCUAAGAUACAGCACCAUAAUACAUGGUUUAUGCUACGAUACAGCACCGUAAUACAUGGUUUAUGCUAAGAUACAGCACCAUAAUACAUACAUGGUUUAUGCUAAGAUACAGCACCAUAAUACAUACAUGGUUUAUGCUAAGAUACAGCACCAUAAUACAUGGUUUAUGCUACGAUACAGCACCAUAAUACAUCCAUGGUUUAUGCUAAGAUACAGCACCAUAAUACAUACAUGGUUUAUGCUAAGCUACAGCACCAUAAUACAUACAUGGUUUAUGCUAAGAUACAGCACCAUAGUACAUACAUGGUUUAUGCUAAGAUACAGCACCAUAAUACAUGGUUUAUGCUAAGAUACAGCACCAUAAUACAUGGUUUAUGCUAAGAUACAGCACCAUAAUACAUGGUUUAUGCUAAGAUACAGCACCAUAGUACAUACAUGGUUUAUGCUAAGAUACAGCACCAUAAUACAUGGUUUAUGCUAAGAUACAGCACCAUAAUACAUGGUUUAUGCUACGAUACAGCACCGUAAUACAUGGUUUAUGCUAAGAUACAGCACCAUAAUACAUACAUGGUUUAUGCUAAGAUACAGCACCAUAAUACAUACAUGGUUUAUGCUAAGAUACAGCACCAUAAUACAUGGUUUAUGCUACGAUACAGCACCAUAAUACAUCCAUGGUUUAUGCUAAGAUACAGCACCAUAAUACAUACAUGGUUUAUGCUAAGCUACAGCACCAUAAUACAUACAUGGUUUAUGCUAAGAUACAGCACCAUAGUACAUACAUGGUUUAUGCUAAGAUACAGCACCAUAAUACAUGGUUUAUGCUAAGAUACAGCACCAUAAUACAUGGUUUAUGCUAAGAUACAGCACCAUAAUACAUACAUGGUUUAUGCUACGAUACAGCACCAUAAUACAUGGUUUAUGCUACGAUACAGCACCAUAAUACAUGGUUUAUGCUAAGAUACAGCACCAUAAUACAUGGUUUAUGCUAAGAUACAGCACCAUAAUACAUACAUGGUUUAUGCUAAGAUACAGCACCAUAAUACAUACAUGGUUUAUGCUAAGAUUCAGCACCAUAGUACAUACAUGGUUUAUGCUAAGAUACAGCACCAUAGUACAUACAUGGUUUAUGCUAAGAUACAGCACCAUAAUACAUGGUUUAUGCUAAGAUACAGCACCAUAAUACAUGGUUUAUGCUACGAUACAGCACCGUAAUACAUGGUUUAUGCUAAGAUACAGCACCAUAAUACAUACAUGGUUUAUGCUAAGAUACAGCACCAUAAUACAUACAUGGUUUAUGCUAAGAUACAGCACCAUAAUACAUGGUUUAUGCUACGAUACAGCACCAUAAUACAUCCAUGGUUUAUGCUAAGAUACAGCACCAUAAUACAUACAUGGUUUAUGCUAAGCUACAGCACCAUAAUACAUACAUGGUUUAUGCUAAGAUACAGCACCAUAGUACAUACAUGGUUUAUGCUAAGAUACAGCACCAUAAUACAUGGUUUAUGCUAAGAUACAGCACCAUAAUACAUGGUUUAUGCUAAGAUACAGCACCAUAAUACAUGGUUUAUGCUAAGAUACAGCACCAUAGUACAUACAUGGUUUAUGCUAAGAUACAGCACCAUAAUACAUGGUUUAUGCUAAGAUACAGCACCAUAAUACAUGGUUUAUGCUACGAUACAGCACCGUAAUACAUGGUUUAUGCUAAGAUACAGCACCAUAAUACAUACAUGGUUUAUGCUAAGAUACAGCACCAUAAUACAUACAUGGUUUAUGCUAAGAUACAGCACCAUAAUACAUGGUUUAUGCUACGAUACAGCACCAUAAUACAUCCAUGGUUUAUGCUAAGAUACAGCACCAUAAUACAUACAUGGUUUAUGCUAAGCUACAGCACCAUAAUACAUACAUGGUUUAUGCUAAGAUACAGCACCAUAGUACAUACAUGGUUUAUGCUAAGAUACAGCACCAUAAUACAUGGUUUAUGCUAAGAUACAGCACCAUAAUACAUGGUUUAUGCUAAGAUACAGCACCAUAAUACAUACAUGGUUUAUGCUAAGAUACAGCACCAUAAUACAUACAUGGUUUAUGCUAAGAUACAGGACCAUAAUACAUACAUGGUUUAUGCUAAGCUACAGCACCAUAAUACAUGGUUUAUGCUAAGAUACAGCACCAUAAUACAUGGUUUAUGCUACGAUACAGCACCAUAGUACAUACAUGGUUUAUGCUAAGAUACAGCACCAUAAUACAUACAUGGUUUAUGCUAAGAUACAGCACCAUAAUACAUACAUGGUUUAUGCUAAGAUUCAGCACCAUAGUACAUACAUGGUUUAUGCUAAGAUACAGUACCAUAAUACAUACAUGGUUUAUGCUAAGAUACAGCACCAUAGUACAUACAUGGUUUAUGCUAAGAUUCAGCACCAUAGUACAUACAUGGUUUAUGCUAAGAUUCAGCACCAUAGUACAUACAUGGUUUAUGCUAAGAUACAGCACCAUAAUACAUACAUGGUUUAUGCUACGAUACAGCACCAUAAUACAUGGUUUAUGCUACGAUACAGCACCAUAAUACAUGGUUUAUGCUAAGAUACAGCACCAUAAUACAUGGUUUAGGCUAAGAUACAGCACCAUAAUACAUGGUUUAUGCUACGAUACAGCACCAUAAUACAUGGUUUAUGCUAAGCUACAGCACCAUAAUACAUGGUUUAUGCUAAGAUACAGCACCAUAAUACAUGGUUUAUGCUACGAUACAGCACCAUAGUACAUACAUGGUUUAUGCUACGAUACAGCACCAUAAUACAUACAUGGUUUAUGCUAAGAUACAGCACCAUAAUACAUACAUGGUUUAUGCUAAGAUACAGCACCAUAAUACAUACAUGGUUUAUGCUAAGCUACAGCACCAUAGUACAUACAUGGUUUAUGCUAAGAUACAGCACCAUAAUAAAUACAUGGUUUAUGCUAAGCUACAGCACCAUAAUAAAUACAUGGUUUAUGCUACGAUACAGCACCAUAAUACAUGGUUUAUGCUAACAUACAGCACCAUAAUACAUACAUGGUUUAUGCUACGAUACAGCACCGUAAUACAUGGUUUAUGCUAAGCUACAGCACCUUAGUACAUACAUGGUUUAUGCUAAGUAAGAUACAAUAUUAACACAACAGAUACAGUUCAUGGUGUAAACGUUGUUUGUCAAAGAGUUCUGUCAUUCCCUGUUCAGUAUUACCUGAUUCCCAGAGGAUUUGCGGUGUUGCCUGAAAAAAAGAAUUGGCCAAUGUAUAUAUGGUCUCCUUUCAAACAGCCAGAUUUUUUACCACAUUCGCGAUUCACCUUUUAUACCUCCCGUGCAAAUACAAGUUUAGGAGUGGGCCGAUAUGGGUGGGUGUCUAUUUUAAUAAAUCCAUUGAACAUACACCAUCACAAAGAAAUCCAUUAUUAAUUCAUUUAGGCAGGUCCUAAGAAAACAUUAUAAGACCUUUAAAAUGUAUUUUCAAAACAAUAGAAUGGAAUAAUUUGAGUUAAAUUAUGUUACUGGUCUGUGCAGUCAUAGGUGGUUAUUUUGUUAAUUAAACAGACAACACACACAUACCCCGAUUACAGUCAACACAUAUAUAUUUUAUAGUAAUUAUAUAAUGGAGUAUAACAGAAUAUCUUUUCCACACAACUUGUGUCACGGGAACGUGUGGAACUGCUGUCAUAUAAACAAACACAAAAUAGCGAUAUUUUGAAACAGAGCCCAAGGCAAGCCCAUCUUUCAUCUCUUUCCUGUACCCUCAAUCCACUUUGUUAGGGGAACAGGCGUAUGGUCUUACAUUGAGAGUAUCUUCAUCAUGACACCAAUAGAAAAUAAUAACAGUCUAUAUUUAUUCAAAAGCAUGUGAGUCUAGUGAUCAUAUUUCACAACCUCCGCGGGCUUUUGGAGUUGCCUGUACGCGAGCAAAAAUAAUAGCCCUACUCUUGAUUUAGGCUACAUUAUAGCAUGCUAAAUGUUCCUGAUCAGUGAUAAAUAAGCAAACGAAUAGAUGAGCAACACCACCUCCACUUAUUUGCCCAGCCAGGGAAUUAACCAAAUAUACACAAGGAGAUUCAGUGAAACAAAAAUCACAUUGAUUGAUUAAGACAAGUCACAGGUUUUUGGUCGGGCCUAGGCUACUAAGCGACUGCAAGUGAAUCUUAACUGGCUAAAUGUUCCGAUCAGUGCUAAUUAAUGAGCCAAAUAGCCUAACCAAUAGCAAAUGGAGAUUCAGUGAAAACAAAAAUCUGACAUCUUGACUUAUCAAGACGAGUCCCCCACGCUUGUCUCAAAGCAGCGCAAUGGCGCUGUCCCAAUCAAAACGGUGCUAAAACUAUCAUCUAAACAGUUGACCACACGCGGGUUGGCUAUUGCUUCAAAUGUAUUGUAAUGAUUGGAUGACUUCGGGAGUUUCAGGAAGCAACUAUUUGAUACAUGCCGUCAAAUGCAUUAGACUACUUUAUUGCAAUAUGUUCGUCACCCAGUGAUAUUUAUUCCCACAGUAAUUCUUUAUGGAUCCAUCCAGUUGUGGUUUAGAAACAGUAACAUGCCUAACAAAGUUUAGAACUGCCUGGAGGAUGGUAACGGCCUAUAACGGGCGCUGCUUAGCAACCAUCAAGAGUUUAGGAGCGUAGUGCGUGCCAAGGCCUAUGGAGCAUUAUGGCUUCAUAGGCAGAACUUUACCGGAAUCAUGACUAGGUCAAAGUUUAGGCUUUGAUACCGGCAACACCUUUCAGAUAUAAAGAAAAGGUGUAAAAAAAAAAGUUGGCGGCAUUCUAAAAUUGCCAGAAAAACUUUUUGGUUUGAAAGGUGUAUUUGUCUGUUCAUAUUUUUUCUGUCUGUCUGUGCUGUCUGUCUGUCUGUCUGUCUGUCUGUCUGUCGUCUUAACAUGUCUCUCUCUCUCUCUCUCUCUCGUCUGUCUCUAGACUCUCCUCUAUCAUAGUUCUCUCUCUCUCUCUCUUUUUCUACUUCUCUCCUCGCCUUCGCUCCCUCUCUCUCUCUAUCACCUCUAUCUUCUCGCUUAAUCUCUAUCUCUUCACUCUCUCUCUCUUUCUCUCUCUCUCCUUCUCUUCUCUCUCUCUCUCUUCUCUCUCUCUCUCUCUCUUCUCUCUCUCUCCUCUGUCUCUCUCUCUGUGUCGCUCAGGGUGAAUGGAUGCUAUGAGGCUCUGUCAGGUGGCUCCACCACUGAGGGCUUUGAGGACUUCACAGGAGGGAUAGCAGAGAACUAUGACCUGAAGAAGGCUCCCUCUAACCUGUUCCAGAUCAUCAGGAAAGCCCUGGCCUCUGGAGCUCUGCUGGGCUGCUCCAUCGACGUGUGUACAACUUCAGAAUAUAACAUUAUAUUAUUAUCAAGUUGGAGUUUCAGGUUUUUAUUUGCCACGUGUAAUGAAAACAUUGUAGGACUUCACAUGAUUGUGAUAUGUGGUUGUUUUACUGGAUAAGAGCAUAUGCUAUAUGGCUAAAAUGUAAAUGAGACAGUCAAUGUUACAUGCAGAUAUUAUCAAAGAGAAGGUUUUAUUUGCGAUGAUAGUGGGGGGUUUUCCUUCACUUUAGUUGUGCCACGGAAUGUAAGUCGCUCUGGAUAAAAACGUAUGUUAUGAGACGGUCACUGUUAAAUGCAGUAAACGUUUGGGAGUGGUUUCCUGGGCACAGAUUAAGCCUAGUCCUAGACUAAAAAUCAAGCUGAAUGAACAGCCUCCAUGGAUAAUUAUUUUAGUCCAGGUUCUGUGAGCUGUUUGGUUGUGGUUUUAUCAGGUUUCUAAUCCUAGUUUGUUCAUGGUGUGUUUCUGAUUUCGUUACGGUGUGGUUCCCCUGUCUCUCCAGAUCACCAGCCAGGCGGACUCAGAGGCCAUCACCUAUCAGAAGCUGGUGAAAGGACACGCCUACUCUCUGACCGGGGCUAUGGAGGUAACGUCAGACAGACUCAUACAGUAGGGUUCCCCAACUGGCAGGCCGAAUUUGGCCCGCAGGUGGUUUCAUUUGCCCCCCCCCCCCCCCCCCCCCCCAAACUUUUCUGAGCAAAAAAACAAAAAGUGUUUUUAAUUUUGAUUGUUGGACAUACUAGACUGUAAAAACACCAGGAAAUCAGCUCCAAGUGAUCGUAAUUUAAAAUGAAUCUGUUCCCAAGUAUUCCCACGGAUAAUAGAGAGACACUUGAUCAUAUACAGUUGAAGUCGGAAGUUUACAUACACUUAGGUUGGAGUCAUUAAAACUUGUUUUUCAACCACUCCACACAUUUCUUGUUCUUGCUUCUGCGAAGCCUGGUGGCAGGUCUGUUUGUGCUUUAUGGCCAACUCCUAUGUACGACGUAUGCAUUAUGUUGAGUGUGUAAUGGGUCUAUGUUGUAAACAGCAUUACUGUGUGACUGAGACAAGUUCAUCCUAUCCUAUCAUAUUGACAAGGACCAUAUGAGUUGGCUACUCAGGCUAACAAAGACCUUCAUAGUGUGUGACAGUGGUCGCCAACCGGUCGAUCGCGAACUUACUAGUGAUGGGUCAUGCGCACAAGCAUCGGCUCUGAGAGCCGGCUCUUUGUAGUGAAUCAGAAGAGCCGGCUCGCAUCGAGUGAGAGCCGGCUCCCAGUUUUUUGCCCAUUCGCUGCUUAGGUUUCACUUUCACAGAGGUCUGUUAUGAUUGGCCAGCAUGGCGACCAGCAUGCGGCAUUCACGUGAGAAUUAAGGAUGUGUAAACAGAGAGGGGGCGGGGCAGACACACCACUUGACUCCACUGCAAGUGAAGAGAGAGACAGAGCGGACUGAGGAGCGUGUGUGCGUCUUGCAUUGUCGUGUCGUUUAACUAUGAGUGACACUAGAAAGCGAAGCAGCAUCUGGCUGCAGUUUAAAGAUAUUGGGAACAAGAAAGCAGAGUGCCUUCACUGCAAAACGAAGGUCACUAUAAGAGCAGGUUCCACCACAAACCUGCAUAGACAUACAAGAACUGUCCAUCCUACAGUGCAGUUAGAGGAGAGAGGGCAAGCCAGCUCACCAUCUACUGAUCCUGGUGUGUCUCAUACCAGAACAACAGCUGCUGUAACGUCUACUGCCAUCCCCAUGCGUGCAAGUAUAACCUCUCCUACUGCAACUCAAAGCAAAAUAAGUCAGUUUUUACCUAAACUGAUGACCCCAGCCAAACAGCACAGUAUUGAUGAUGAGUUGGCUAAAAUGGUAGCUUCUGAUUUUCAACCCUUUUCCAUUGUGGAGGACAAAGGAAUGAAAAACUUUGUCAAAGCCCUAAAUCCCACAUACACUCUACCCAGUAGAAAAACACUUUCCCAAACAAUGAUCCCAAAACUAUAUGACACAGAACGUGCAUUAUGGCAAGAAAGGGUGACAAAAGCUCCAUCAGUUUGCCUGACAACUGACUGCUGGACCUCCAGAACAACCUGCUCUUUCAUGUCUGUCACUUGCCACUUUAUUGAAGAUUACAAGAUGACAUCUUGCCUUCUGGACUGCUUCGAGUUCACCGACAGACACACUGCAGAAAAACUUGGCAGUGGAGCUACUAAGAGUGGCAAAAGAGUGGCAAGUAGAGGACAAAGUGGUGUGCUGUGUGAGUGAUAAUGCUGCAAACAUCACCAAAGCCAUAAAAGUUUUGAAGUGGACCCAUCACCCAUGUCUGGCGCAUACACUAAACCUGGUGGUUAGAGAUGCUCUGAAGGUGAUCAAAACAACCGUGGAUAAGGUGAAGGCUGUUGUGGAGUUUUUCCACAAAAGCACAGUAGCAGCACAGAAGCUAAAGUCCACACAGCGCCAAAUGGGGAUUCCUGAACUGAGGCCCAAACAAGAGUGUGCCACCAGGUGGAACUCAACAUUUGAUAUGUUGAAACGAAUGCUUGAAAUAAAAGAUGCCAUCAUCUCCACCCUGGCCCUCAUCAACGCAUCUAUUGAGCCAUUAAGCCAAGAGGAAUGGGAGCUGGUGAAAGAGGUCUGCGCCGUCCUGCAACCAUUCCAGGAGGUGACUGUGGAGAUAAGUGCAGACAGGUACCUAGAACCAUUGAAGCAUUGUUUUCUCUACUACUAUUCAGUCACUAUUAUACAUUGCAAACACAACACAUACAGUAUAAUGCAUCACGUAUAAUAUGCCACAUACUUUUAAAAAACUAAAUUCUAAAAGUUGCUGUUUUCUCUCCUUCAGCUAUGUCACAGCCUCGAAAAUGCUCCUGCUUUGCAAAGGUCUGCAGCUGGUGACAGCCGAGAACCAAUGGACAGUAACUGUGCAGAAAGUGAAGGAAUUAGUUGCAGCUCUUUGUUCAGCCAUGGACCGCAAAUUUCUGCGGAUGGAGUACAACACUGUCCUUUCAGAAACUACCUUAUUGGAUCCAAGGUUUAAAAAACUUGCCUUCAGUGAUCGUAGAGCUGUUGAUGAAGCUCUUCAGAGGAUUAGUGCAGCAGCAGCAGCAAAAUGCACCCCCAGCAGCCAGCCAGCUCCACCAUUACAGGGCCAAGUGGAGGAGGAGCAGCAAACCUCUGCUGUUUGGAGGCUUUUUGAUGACAGAGCUACAGGAGAUGCUUCAAGGAGAAAUCCGACAGCUGAUGCUAUAAUGGAGGUGAGGAGCUACCUUGAGGAGCCCCUCAUCCAGAGAGCAGAAGACCCACUGAGCUGGUGGCAGGCCAAGGCCUCAGUCUUUCCACUCCUGGUGAAGGUGAUGGAGGGGAGACUAUGUAUUGUUGCCACAUCAGUUCCUUCUGAGAGAAUCUUCUCCAAAACAGGGCAGAUACUCACGGAGAGGCGAAAUCGUAUCAGGCCUAUCAGCCCAUCCAAGCUGAGGCAUCUGAUCUUCCUGAAUGCCAACCUGCCCUGAGGACUAAUGCUGUUUGCUGGAGUUUGGUUCUGGUUUUGAUUCUGUUCUGUGGAUUUGUUUGAAGUUUAUUGUUAAUUUGUGCAAUAAAAAAGUUUAAUUGAAAUAAACAAAUGUAAGAGUGGUUUUGUCACAGAAUAAAUGCACAGAAUUAGGCAUUAUAAGGUCUCUCAUAAAAACACUGAAAGCAAAAGGGUUUUCAACACAUAAACCAUGAUUUUUUUUCAAAGUUAAGGUAAAAUAUAGGCUACAAAAGAUCCUAAAUAAAGAGCCGUUCGGGAGUCGAAAGAGCCGGCUCUUCUUUGGGAGCCGAGUCAAAAGAGCCGGCUCUCAGAAAAGAGCCGAACUUCCCAUCAUUAGAACUUACUGGUCGGUGUUCAAGGCAUUCCGAGUCUAUCACCAAACAUUUCCGUAGAAAAUCCAACCGUAAAGGCUUAAAGGCUUGCGCACCCUUUUUUUUUUUUUAUUCGUGUUGCGCUGUUGGCGGUAGGUGCGCUUGAUUCAGAAGCCCUGCGCACCGGGUAAGCAAAGUGUUCCCAUUUUGAACCAUUUUAAUUUGUCUGAAAAGACAAUCUCCGCCUACCCGGGAGAUCUGUGGUAAAUCGAGUGCGCUUACUGCGCUGGCCAAUCGGAUAGCUGAAAUCACCGUGCUUACAGAGCUUCCACCGCCACAGCAAAGUUUGGAACUUGCCUAAGUAAGAUGAAAUAACUUUUAAAACCAUGACCACAGAGAGACUGUCCAAGAAAACAGCAAAGAGCUGCAGUUUAAAUGAGUGAGUUCAUGUUUAAGUUUUUAUUCAGCACUGUCAACACUGUUUUUAUUCAACACAAAACAUAAAACGCGCCUCUCCGUACCCACUUCCGCUGCAGCUGCAAUGAAUGAGUAGCCAAGCGUAUCCAUAGCCCUGCGUUUUUAUUAUUAUUAGCAGCUCGUCGUGUUUAUUUUAAUAUCGAGGAAUAUUUCACAUUCUCUGGUCAUAGGAACAACAUGCAUUUGUGCAUUAGGCAGAUGCGGUGCGACUCGAGUUACGCCACCAGGUGGAAGACUGUGGUCCCUCUGGUCAGUCUCACCGGAGGAAAGGAAGGAGAGCGCAGGGAAGGUGGACGGCGGGCCCUCUGCUGCUCUCUCCCUCCCUCUGCUGAGACUAAUGCCGUGUUCAAAACAAUCUCCUACUUCCGACUUCAAUGUGUUCCAGACAACUGGUAACUCGCAGGGGAAAAAACGAGAUCCGACUAUGAAAAAUCAAUCAAGUAGGAAACUCAGGUAUCUUUCUAGAGCGACGUUCCGACCUGAAGAUCACUGACGUCAUGAUUUGACAAAAAAAUUAAUCCAGAGUUCCCAAUUGUCUUGAAAGCACCAUGACCAUCAGAUACAGAUACAACACCAUCAGUCCAGUAAAAUAAAAAAAGCAAAUUAUUUCAAUUUAUGCUCUGCAGUGCCUCGCAAAUGCUACACCAACUGAUCUAUAUUUAUUUUAUGUGAUCAAAGCUCGAGUUUUUUGUGUACCUUUUUUUUCUGACUUUUUUAAUAAUUAUUUUUUGCAAAUAUUUACUUACUUUUUUUUUUUUAAUUCUGCAUUGUUGGUUAAGGGCUUGUAAGUAAGCAUUUCACUGUAAAGUCUACACCUGUUGUAUUUGGCGCAUGUGACAAAUAAAAUGUGAUUUGAUUGGAGUUUUGAAAUAAUAAUAUGGUCUGAGAUUAACAAUAUUGGCAGGCCAGGCAUAUAGCCAAUAUGCUGUGAUAAUGUAUUAGGUCUACUGCCCAAACCUCAUUCCUACAGAACUUUCUUUAUUAGGUUAAUGUUAUUUAUUUUUUUAUUUUUUUAUCUGAGUGGUGGAUCUCGGCUUUCUUUUUGACUGCAAAAGUGACCUUGACUCAGAAAAGGUUGGUGACCGCUGGUGUAUGAGAUCUGUCUGAACCCAAAGCAGGACCUAACUACUGUAUGGUGAUCUUUACUAAACCAGGUGAACUACCGUGGCCGCAAGGAGAAGCUGGUCAGAGUGCGUAACCCCUGGGGAACAGUGGAGUGGACUGGGGCCUGGAGUGACAAGUAAGAGAGAACCUCAGAGCACUGGGUGGGGUCAAUUCCAUUUCAGUUCAGUUCAUUUUUGGAAGUAAACUGAGGAAAAUGGAAUUGGAAUUUCAACUUGCUUGAUUGAAUUCAAUCAACCCUGGUGGUUACCACACACUUGCUAAAUAAACGGUGGUUCUUCUCUCUCUCUCUCUGUCUCUCUGUCUCUCUCUCUCGCUCUCUAUCUCUCUCUCUCUCGCUCUCUCUCUCUCUGUCUCUCUCUCGUCUCUCUCUCGUCUCUAUCUCUCUCUCUCUCUCUCUCUCUCUCUCUCUCUCUCUCUCUCUCUCUCUAGCUCCUCUGAAUGGAACAGUGUAGAUGAUUCUGAGCGGGACGUUGUGAAGGCAGACGAUGGAGAGUUCUGGUAAAGUGGCUUCUACAGCACUCAAAGGGCCAGCCCAUAAUUAUAUCCCAAGUACUUGUUCUAUUUGAAUAAUUUAUUAUUACAGUCACUUAAGCAAUAAAAGUUGUAAUCUCAUUAUCUUAAGUAUCUGUUUGAUCAAGGUUGUGUGGGUUUAAGCCAAGGCGUGCCUGGGUUUAACCAUGUGAAUCAUGUCAGAACAGAUUACCUGUGUUGCUUUGUGUUGUGAAAUACAUACAUUUUUACAGACAGCCAAAUCUGGUUAUGGCUUCGAGAAUAUUUAAAUGCCAAUGUCAUUUCUGUUUUGUGGUGUGUUUGUGAUCUGUUCCAACUGUGUUCUGUUUCACAGGUUGUAUUUCACAGACUGUGUGUUAAUACAGUUGAAGUCGGAAGUUUACAUACACUUAGGUUGGAGUCAUUAAAACUCGUUUUUCAACCACUCCACACAUUUCUUGUUAACAAACUAUAGUUUUGGCAAGUCGGUUAGGACAUCUACUUUGUGCAUGACACAAGUAAUUUUUCCAACAAUUGUUUACAGACAGAUUAUUUCACUUAUAAUUCACUGUAUCACAAUUUCAGUGGGUCAGAAGUUUACAUACACUAAGUUGACUGUGCCUUUAAACAGCUUGGAAAAUUCCAGAAAAUGAUGUCAUGGCUUUAGAAGCUUCUGAUAGGCUAAUUGACAUCAUUUGUGUCAAUUGGAGGUGUACCUGUGGAUGUAUUUCAAGGCCUACCUUCACACCCAGUGCCUCUUUGCUUGACAUCAUGGGAAAAUCAAAAGAAAUCAACCAAGACCUCAGAAAAACAAUUGUAGACCUCCACAAGUCUGGUUCAUCCUUGGGAGCAAUUACCAAACACCUAAAGGUACCACGUUCAUCUGUACAAACAAUAGUACGCAAGUAUAAACACCAUGGGACCACGCAGCUGUCAUACCGCUCAGGAAGGAGACGCGUUCUGAUGAACGUACUUUGGUGCGAAAAGUGCAAAUAAAUCCCAGAACAACAGCAAAGGACCUUGUGAAGAUGCUGGAGGAAACAGGUACAAAAGUAUCUAUAUCCACAGUAAAACGAGUCCUAUAUCAACAUAACCUGAAAGGCUGCUCAGCAAGGAAGAAGCCACUGCUCCAAAACCGCCAUAAGAAAGCCAGACUACGGUUUGCAACUGCACAUGGGGACAAAGAUCGUACUUUUUGGAGAAAUGUCCUCUGGUCUGAUGAAACAAAAAUAGAACUGUUUGGCCAUAAUGACCAUCGUUAUGUUUGGAGGAAAAAGGGGGUGCUUGCAAGCCGAAGAUCACUAUCCCAACCGUGAAACACGGGGGUGGCAGCAUCGUGCUGUGGGGGUGCUUUGCUGCAGGAGGGACUGGUGGACUUCACAAAAUAGAUGGCAUCAUGAGGAAGGAAAAUUAUGUGGAUAUAUUGAAGCAACAUCUCAAGACAUCAGUCAGGAAGUUAAAGCUUGGUCAAAAAUGGGUCUUGCAGAUGGACAAUGACCCCAAGCAUACUUCCAAAGUUGUGGCAAAAUGGCUUAAGGACAACAAAGUCAAGGUAUUGGAGUGGCCAUCACAAAACCCUGACCUCAAUCCUAUAGAAAAUGUGUGGGCAGAACUGAAAAAGCGUGUGCGAGCAAGGAGGCCUACAAAACUGACUCAGUUAUACCAGCUCUGUCAGGAGGAAUGGACCAAAAUUCACCCAACUUAUUGUGGGAAGCUUGUGGAAGGCUACCCGAAACCUUUGACACAAGUUAAACAAUUUAAAGGCAAUGCUAGCAAAUACUAAUUGAGUGUAUGUUAACUUCUGACCCCACUGGGAAUGUGAUGAAAGAAAUAAAAGCUGAAAUAAAUCAUUCUCUCUACUAUCAUUGUGACAUUUUCACAUUCUUAAAAUAAAGUGGUGAGCCUAACUGACCUAAGACAGGGAAUUUUUACCUGGAAAAACUGAGUUUAAAUGCAUUUGGCCAAGGUGUAUGUAAACUUCCGACUUCAACUGUAUAUACAAUAUAAUAUAAAUGGCGUUUUGCUGAUGUGUCCCCAGGCUAUUGGUAUAAUAUAAAUGGCGUUUUGCUGAUGUGUCCCCAGGCUAUUGGUAUAAUAUAAAUGGCGUUUUGCUGAUGUGUCCCCAGGCUAUUGGUAUAAUAUAAAUGGCGUUUUGCUGAUGUGUCCCCAGGCUAUUGGUAUAAUAUAAAUGGCGUUUUGCUGAUGUGUCCCCAGGCUAUUGGUAUAAUAUAAAUGGCGUUUUGCUGAUGUGUCCCCAGGCUAUUGGUAUAAUAUAAAUGGCGUUUUGCUGAUGUGUCCCCAGGCUAUUGCGCACGGCGUCCUCAGUGGGAGGGACUAAAGAAUUCUACCUUGGAAUUCUAUGGUCACUCCCACCUUUCUAAGGAAAGUAUUUGUCAUCAUUUAAUUUAGCGAAUCACACGACUGCGAGGCGUCGCUCCAAAUGGAGGCGAGACACAACACGUAUGGGGGAGGGUUAGGGGGAAGGUGUUGUGGGAAAUGAUUGGUUGGUAGAUUAAGCUGAUUUAAGACAAUGCAAAUGAGCUGGGAGUUUCUCUCUGUCUUUCUGUUUGCUAACGAAGGCCAAGUUUCAAAUGAAACACCAGUGAAAUGCUGGUACCAAGUCAAUGUGCAGGGAUACCAGGUAGUAACGAGGCUAUAUACAAGGAGUACCAGUACUGAGUCAAUGUGCAUGGGUACGAGGUAGUUGAGGUAAUUGACGUAACAUGUACAUGUAGGUCGGGGUAAAAGUGACUAGUCAAUCAGGAUAGAUAAUAAACAGAGUAGCAGCAGUGUUGGUAGUUGAGGUAAUAUGUACAUGUAGGUAGGGGUAAAAGAGACUAGUCAAUCAGGAUAGAUAAUAAACAGAGUAGCAGCAGUGUUGGUAGUUGAGAUAAUAUGUACAUGUAGGUAGGGGUAAAAGUGACUAGUCAAUCAGGAUAGAUAAUAAACAGAGUAGCAGCAGUGUUGGUAGUUGAGGUAAUAUGUACAUGUAGGUUGGGGUAAAAGUGACUAGUCAAUCAGGAUAGAUAAUAAACAGAGUAGCAGCAGUGUUGGUAGUUGAGGUAAUAUGUAUACGUAGGUAGGGGUAAAAGUGACUAGUCAAUCAGGAUAGAAAAUAAACAGAGUAGCAGCAGCAUAUAUGAUGUGUGUGAAAGUGUGUGUGUGUGUGGCAUUAGUAUUCAUGUGUAUGCGUGUUAUGUGUGUGUGAGCGUAUGUAGUGUGUGUGGUUUGACCCGUUGGUCCACCAGGCUCUUCGUGCAUAUGGGUGUCGGAAGUGUCUGGGAAUGAGAUGACCAUUUAGAACAUACUUUUAUCCAAAGAGACUUAUCGAACCCACUAUCCUGGCAUUACAAGUGCCAUGCUUUAUCAACUGAGUUUGAUUUGUGUGUUAAAGAAUAAAAGUUUACCCACUUUGCUUACAUGUCUUUACAGGAUGUCCUUCUCUGACUUGGUGUUGCUUCCUGUCUUUACAGGAUGUCCUUCUCUGACUUGGUGUUGCUUCAUGUUCUUGUCUUUACAGGAUGUCCUUCUCUGACUUGGUCUUGCUUCCUGUCUUUACAGGAUGUUCUUCUCUGACUUGGUGUUGCUUCCUGUCUUUACAGGAUGUUCUUCUCUGACUUGGUGUUGCUUCAUGUCUUUACAGGAUGUCCUUCUCUGACUUGGUGUUGCUUCAUGUCUUUACAGGAUGUCCUUCUCUGACUUGGUCUUGCUUCCUGUCUUUACAGGAUGUUCUUCUCUGACUUGGUGUUGCUUCCUGUCUUUACAGGAUGUUCUUCUCUGACUUGGUGUUGCUUCAUGUCUUUACAGGAUUCCUUCUCUGACUUGUGUUGCUUUCAUGUUUUUUACAGGAUGUGCUUCUCUGACUUGGUGUUGCUUCAUGUCUUUACAGGAUGUCCUUCUCUGACUUGGUGUUGCUUCCUGUCUUUACAGGAUGUCCUUCUCUGACUUGGUGUUUCUUCAUGUUUUUACAGGAUGUCCUUCUCUGACUUGGUGUUGCUUCCUGUCUUUACAGGAUGUUCUUCUCUGACUUGGUGUUGCUUCCUGUCUUUACAGGAUGUCCUUCUCUGACUUGGUGUUUCUUCAUGUUUUUACAGGAUGUCCUUCUCUGACUUGGUGUUUCUUCAUGUUUUUACAGGAUGUCCUUCUCUGACUUGGUGUUGCUUCCUGUCUUUACAGGAUGUUCUUCUCUGACUUGGUGUUGCUUCCUGUCUUUACAGGAUGUCGUUCACAGACUUCAUGAAGAAUUACCAACGUCUGGAGAUCUGCACUCUGACCCCUGACACCCUGACCUCAGAUGAUACCAAACAAUGGAGUGUGUCCAACUACAACGGGGCCUGGAGGAAAGGGUCGACCGCUGGAGGAUGCAGGAAUAAUCCCUGUAACGCAUGCCCCCCCCCCCCCCCCCCCACACACACACACACACACAUACACACACACAUACACACACACACACACACCACAGGCGGCCGCUAAGGGAGGACAGUUCAUAAUAAUGUCUGGAAUGGAGUAAAUGGAAUGGCAUCAAACACCUGGAAACCAUUCCAUUAAUUCCGUUCCAGCCAUUACUAUGAGCCCGUCCUCCCCAAUUAAGGUGCCACCAACCUCCUGUGACACACAAAGGCAGCUUCCUCAGCCAAUGGAAAUUGAGUCUUUAUGUCAAUCAUCAGGCUAAAUCCAUGCAGUGGAUUCUAACCUCUCCCUCAACCCAACCCUCAUAUUGACCCUGGUCAAUCUCGACUCCCACAGAUACUCCCCCAGAUACCUUUUUUUUAAAAAGACCACAAACACACCUCAACCAUACACUACUACUCUCCUUCAUAAUAACCCUGGCCAAUCCCCCCCUUUCCCCCACAGACACGUUCUGGAUGAAUCCCCAGUUCAAGAUCAAGCUGGAGGAAGAGGAUGACGACCCAGGCGAUGAUGUGGUCGGCUGUAGCUUUGUGGUGGGACUCAUCCAGAAGAACAGGAGACGGAUGAGGAAAGCAGGAGAGGACAUGCUCACCAUCGGGUUCGCCAUCUAUGAGGUGGGGCUCGGGGCAUCACCCACAAUACACUGGACA